CGCGACCGUGAAGGGGGUGGGACCAGGUCUUUUUGCAAGCUUGUGAGUGUUCACCAGUGGCAGGGUAUUGAGUAGGUGACAAGAUAACAUCUGGGUUUGUCAACAGCUGGAUCCUGUUUUGUGUACCUACGCGCACAGCUUCAUACCUGAAAGGAGAAUUCUGUAUUGGAGGGGUUGCAUGCUUGGUUAACAAACACAAACCAGAAGGACACUUGGUGCAACGAUGAGCUUCUUCAGUUUUGGCCAAAGUGCAGAUAUUGACAUCGUGCUGAAUGAUGCAGAGACCAGGAAGAAAGUGGAACAUAAGACCGAGGAUGGGAAAAAGGAUAAAUAUUUCUUGUUUUAUGAUGGCGAAACUGUUUCUGGGAAAGUGAAUGUGACUCUCAAAAAUACCGGUAAACGGCUGGAGCACCAGGGCAUCAAAAUCGAAUUCAUUGGGCAGAUUGAGUUGUACUACGACAGGGGAAAUCAUCAUGAGUUUGUUUCUCUGGUGAAGGACCUUGCUCGCCCUGGGGAGAUCACACAGUCUCAGACUUUUGACUUUGAAUUCACACAUGUAGAAAAGCCAUAUGAAUCCUACACUGGACAAAAUGUAAAGUUACGAUACUUUCUCAGAGCAACUAUCACUCGAAGGCUAAAUGAUGUUGUGAAGGAAAUGGAUAUUAUUGUACACACACUCAGUACAUAUCCUGAGUUGAAUUCUUCCAUCAAAAUGGAAGUUGGCAUUGAAGACUGUCUGCACAUUGAAUUUGAAUACAACAAAUCAAAGUAUCACUUAAAAGAUGUUAUUGUGGGAAAAAUCUACUUCCUUUUGGUCAGGAUAAAAAUCAAGCACAUGGAAAUCGACAUUAUUAAAAGGGAGACCACUGGUACUGGUCCAAAUGUGUACCAUGAGAAUGACACAAUAGCAAAGUAUGAAAUCAUGGAUGGCGCACCUGUGAGAGGAGAAUCUAUUCCAAUCCGGCUGUUCCUUGCAGGAUACGAACUUACGCCAACCAUGCGAGACAUCAAUAAGAAGUUCUCUGUGCGGUAUUACCUUAACUUGGUGCUUAUAGAUGAAGAGGAGCGGCGCUACUUCAAACAGCAGGAAGUGACUUUGUGGCGAAAAGGAGACAUUGUGAGGAAAAGCAUGUCACACCAAGCAGCCAUUGCUUCCCAGCGCUUUGAAGGGACAAUGAAUACAGAGAGCAAGACUUCAGCUAUGGCACAGGAAGAAAGCCAUAAAUAAAAGGGAACACCUUGCAGCUCACCCCCAUUGGAAUCUUCCAGCUUACGAUGGACAUAUGGAGAAAGAAAAAAAACUUUGAAGUUGUGAUUUCCUUUCCCUUUUUGGAGACUGAACUGGGAAUAGUCAUAAAGAACAAGUGAUGGGCAGCAGUCCAUUUGGAUUGGUUCCUUGAUAAUAAUUGCUUCAUGUAUAUAAAUGUUUCACUGUUCAGUUCUUCGAAAAUGCAGGCAGUCAUAUCCAUGACACAAAAGUUCUGAUUGGUCAGCCUUGUGUUGGGUAUGCAUGGAUUGUACAGUUGAUUGGCCUGCUUAAUAAAAGGAAGCUCAGAAGAAGCCAAGGUACUGUAGGUAUCAGCAUUCACAAGGAAUUAUCAGGACUCAGUAUUUUGUUUCCUUCUUGUGCUGAGUGUUUUGUAUUCCUCUUCAGUUUCCAAGGAUAUAUGAUUUUGUUUAGUGAGGCUUUGUCAUGAAAGUGUUUUUUUUUAAAUUAACAAGUAGUUUACAAGUCCAGAAUCAAACAUUUUUGGCACAGGUUCAUGACUGAUGUUCUCUAUGUAGCAUGCUUACACUGAGUAAUUUCUGCUGCACACAUUGCUGCAUUUUGUCUUUAGGCACAUUGAAUCAAAUUAAGUUUUUUUUUAAUGCAAACAGUAUUCAUAUGUGAGCAGUUUUGGUCUUCAGGAAGGCACUGUAAAGGGACAUAAAGGUUAGGGCAACUAAUAACCAGUCAGAUCCCAUUAAAGCUUUGCUUUUAGAAGUCUUUUUAUUCUUAUUGUAGCUGCAGGCUGAGACAGCAUUAACACAACAUCUCCACUGGUGGUGGCAUUUGUGUCAACACAGUAUAGAUCAGAUUCUUUAUUUCAUUGCAAGACAGUUAAUUUUUCUGUAUAUUCCAGUCUCCCACUCUUUCACAAGUCUUUGAACCCCUGUGUCAUAAAUUUCUCUUCCUACUGCAGCUCAUGAAAGCAGAGACAUGUAUAUUUGUACACAUUGUCACAAAUGAGGGGUUUCAGUGCAUUAACCUUUUGUUUGUAUUAUAAAGUGAUAAAUAUCAUAAACUAAUUUAUUAUAAGUAUAUUCCAAAGGAUCCUACUACGUAUGCUAUCAGUAUGGUUAUACAGCUUGCAGAUUUCAAUUAUUUUGCAAACAUUCAGAGCAUUGGUACUGUUUAGUGAAAACUAUGACAGUGUUUGAAAAAUAAAUUGCAUCACCCUAUGCAUAUUAAAAAGUACAAUUAACAUCUAAAAUGUGACACAAAACAACCAACAAAGAAUAGCAUAGUACUGUAAUCAUUAAAAUAUAAUAAAGCAUUGAAAAAAGCAGUUUCAUAAAAUGCAAUAAGAAACGCACAACAAAGAAUAUUAGGUUUUGGGCAAUCUUUUAUUCAUGUUCUCAAUGUUUGAAGGAUACGUUCAGAAGAUUGUCUAGAAGUUAGAAUUUUUUAAAUGCUUUAUUAUUUAUAAUAAAUGUAGUGUUGUUGUAAAGCCUCA
Molecule: messenger RNA, 2717 nt
Organism: Protopterus annectens (West African lungfish)
Lineage: Eukaryota; Metazoa; Chordata; Ceratodontiformes; Protopteridae
Gene: VPS26B
Product: VPS26, retromer complex component B
Exons: 6
Coding region: 224-1228 (334 amino acids)
Biological process (GO): retrograde transport, endosome to Golgi; intracellular protein transport
Cellular component (GO): retromer complex; endosome
Source: RefSeq, a predicted model, not a curated record